Molecule: messenger RNA, 1001 nt
Organism: Centruroides sculpturatus (bark scorpion)
Lineage: Eukaryota; Metazoa; Arthropoda; Arachnida; Scorpiones; Buthidae
Product: achaete-scute complex protein T3-like
Exons: 1
Coding region: 393-1001 (202 amino acids)
Biological process (GO): regulation of transcription by RNA polymerase II; developmental process
Molecular function (GO): DNA-binding transcription factor activity, RNA polymerase II-specific; protein dimerization activity; RNA polymerase II transcription regulatory region sequence-specific DNA binding
Source: RefSeq, a predicted model, not a curated record
UUAAAAUCAAAUUAUGAAAAUUGGUUUUUAUUAUUAUUAUUGACAUUUGACGCAUAUGACACUAUUUAGCGACAUGUGCCGCAUUAGAUGCGUCAGUUACUAAAUAGGAAAUAAAAAUAAGAAAAAUUCCUCUAAAAAUCUAUUUAUACAUCUUUACAGUUCUAAAAAAAAUUUGAACAAGUUUAAAAAUAAUAAAUAUAUCAUGUUCUAUAAAUAAUUUAAUAGCAAACUUCACGCGUGUAUACACGAAAAAGCGCAAAAAUAAUUAAUGGCAAAUCCCGGAAAUUUCAAUCAAGGUAAUGUUCGGUGCGCGAUAUAUGGUAAACCCGAAUCGAAGGAAGAGGAGGAUGUGGUGUGUUUCUUUAGAUCGUGCCGUUGUUUAAGCACACAGCAUGUGUCACGAUCUGACACGGGGCAUCCCGUGGAGGCGGAGCCACCGUUUCAUAAAGGGAGUUGCGUUGUACUUCCGUCAUUCACGCUACCGUAUAUCGGACGGGAUGGAUGACGUCAGAAGUACACAGUCUGCCACCGAAUACUUGUACGUUUCAUACCCCUAUCAGGAUUACUCGUAUAGAAGACGAAGUUACGUGUACGCUCCCUCUCAACCCAAUACUGUGGCUAGAAGGAACGAAAGAGAGCGCAAAAGGGUCAAGUUGGUCAAUUUAGGUUUCGCAAGAUUACGUCAGUACAUACCUCACUCCAACAAAAGUAAAAAAUUGAGCAAAGUGGAAACUUUGAGAUCUGCAAUCGAUUAUAUUAAACGGCUACAGCAGUUACUCGAAGAACAAGAUGAUUCUGGAAUAUAUUUUGAAGAUCCUAAUCAGGAUUUGACGGAUCUUUCGAGAUAUCCUGAAGGAUACACCAUAAUCUCCAGGUAUUCUAAUGGAUCUACAUGGACCACUUCCAAUAAUAUCAUUGGAGAUCCUAAUUAUUGUAGUAACUCCAUGGAUGAUGUCAGAUAUUUCGCUUGUUCUGUAAGUAAACCCGUAAAAAUUUUUUAG